Molecule: messenger RNA, 2766 nt
Organism: Nakaseomyces glabratus
Lineage: Eukaryota; Fungi; Ascomycota; Saccharomycetes; Saccharomycetales; Saccharomycetaceae
Gene: HUL5
Product: ubiquitin-ubiquitin ligase HUL5
Biological process (GO): protein polyubiquitination; ubiquitin-dependent protein catabolic process
Molecular function (GO): ubiquitin protein ligase activity
Source: RefSeq, a predicted model, not a curated record
AUGCUUAAUUUUACAGGACAAACGAGGAAGAGGAAUGUAAACUUAGGGAGGAAGCAACAGACUACUAAGAAGGAGAUUUUACAAAGAGCUAAAUUGGAGAGAGACAGAAGGGCUGAAGAGAAAAAGCAAGAGGCAUCAGCCGCAUACAUACAGCGUCAGAUCAGAAAGUUUCUAUCUUGCAAGAAAACUGCAUUAUUGAAUUUGACAUCACCUAAAGUAGUUCACUUGGUUCCUCUUCUCGGUUCAAAAUUGCUAAUAUACCUUGGAACUCAUGAGUUAUUACAUAUACUGAACGUAUCAAAACAUUUCCUUACUCAGUUUGGAACAGCAUUGGGAAAUUGGAAGCUUUUGAAUAUCUAUUCUGAUUGCCAUGAUGUGAAUAUUGCGAAUAUGUGCAUUAAUUGCCUGAACAUUGGUAUUCCACUUAUUGAUGGUAUCAUAGAUGCCAAUAUAAAAUUUAUUUCUAGUAAUGAAGUUCUGAGAGGUACAUCAGGUUUGCAUAUAGAUGUCAUUGCACCAGUGCUCUCUGCUUGGAAAGUACAAUUUAGCCAAAACUAUAGACGAGUAUUUGAAAUUACGGAGAGUCAAUGUGUCCAAUUCGAAGAGGUACUUCAUUUUUAUGAAGGAUUGGUAUUGAAUGAUCUAUUGCCCAUGGUAGAGCUCAAUGGUAGUUCUGUACUCUUGGAGAAUAUGAGCUACCUAUAUUCUAAACUUAAGCAUGCUAAUCAACACCUGUAUAAUAUAAUAAGGCAAUGUGUCACAAAUGUGAGGUAUGAACCAGUUAAUAUUAGAAUGCGUGGCUACGUCACAGAGAUAUAUCAGAAAGAUUUUAUCUACUCGUACUUGGACAGCAUAAAUAUACACACCAACUUCAGUUCUGACUUGUUGAAUUUUAUAGAGAACGCGCCUAGUGAAGCUGAAAGGGAUAGUGUAUAUGUUUCAUUACUUUCUAGAGAGAAUUUUGUUGAGAAUCUAUUGAAUAUUUUCUCUAGAUUUCAAGAUCCAGAACAGACAUACUGGGACGACAUCACUCACUACCCGGCAUUCAAAUUACUUUGUCAACUAAUCAAAGUUCAUUUGUGGUUAUCAACAGACCAUGAAUUGUUGUAUAACAGAAAUAGAAUAAAACUGGAGCAAUUAGUACUAUUUACUGAUGGUAUUAAAGAUAUGGUAUUCAACGAUAUGUGGACAAAGCCGACAAAUGAUUCAUUUCUUUAUACAAAUGAGGCACUCCCUUUACUGAAGAUCAUUUAUUUGAGAGAUUCCAGGAUGAAGUUUUGUAAGUCAUCUAAUGGCGAUAAAGAAUACUGGACGGUUUACAAUACAGAUUUCCUGAAGACAGCAAUAUAUAAGCAAAUUCAAGACUAUGAGGAUUAUUACAGAUCUUACAAAGACAAUUACGAUGAUUUAUACGAUUCAGAUGAUGAAGAUAAUAAUGAUAAGGAGAUUAAUGAUAUUAUGAAUCUGAAAGCAAAUUAUCUGGUAAAUAUGGAAGUAAAGCCAAAUAACAUUAAGCAAUUCAGAAAACUUAAAAUUUUGUUAGAAGCUCCAUUUUAUGUUCCCUUUGAACAGAGAGUGGAAAUGUUCUACACUUUAAUAGAGUUAGAUAAGAGACGUCUCAAUUUAGAUGAUGACAGCUCUUUGAUGAUGGAUGUACUAAACGCAUUAGGGCCUUCUCUUUCAAGAAGACAGGCAGUGAAUAUAUCCCGGGAUAAUGUUCUAGAGGAUGCGUAUAGCUCCUUCAAUCCUGCUGGUGAAAGAUUUAAGGGUAAAUUAUCAGUAACUUUUACUAAUGAAUUUGGACCCGAGGCUGGUAUUGAUGGCGGUGGUAUCACAAAAGAGUUCUUGACAAGUGUAACUGAAGAAGGAUUUAAAAAUGAUAAGUAUAAAUUAUUUGACACCAAUCAGAACUAUGAGCUGUAUCCCAGCUCAGAGGUUAAUGCAACAAAAAUGAAAUACUACUAUUUUUUGGGUAAAGUUCUGGGUAAAUGUAUAUAUGACCGUGUGCUUAUUGACAUUCAUUUCACAGAUUUCUUAUUGAAAAAAUUGCUUAAUUCUUCAAAUCACUAUAUAUCCUAUUUCGAUGAUUUGCAGUCUUUGGAUGAAUCAUUAUAUCAAAAUUUAGUGAAAUUAUUAGCUAUGAGUGCUUCUGAUUUGGAAUCGUUAGAAUUACACUUUGAGGUCGAUGACUUAUCAACAGGCAAGAACAGAGUUACCGAGCUAAUUCCAAAUGGUUCAAAAACUGUGGUUACCAAGAACAAUGUCCUUCAGUACCUUGUUCUUAUUGCGGAUUUCAAGCUUAACAGAUCUUUAAACAAGCAAGUAGCGGCUCUGCAUCGUGGGCUGAGUGUGAUGAUUGCACCACAUUGGUUUGAGAUGUUCAACUCCAGCGAGCUGCAAAAGUUAAUCUCUGGGGAAGGUAAGGAUAUAAAUUUAGAAGAUCUGAAAAGCAAUACCAUAUAUGGUGGUUUCAGUGACACCAGUCUAACGAUUCAGUAUUUCUGGCAGAUAUUGGAAGAGUUCGAACCUCAACAAAGGCUAGACCUGCUGAAGUUUGUGACAUCAGUGCCGCAAGCUCCUCUUCAAGGGUUCGGAGCGCUGGAACCUAAAUUUGGUAUAAGGAACUCUGGUCCUGAAAGGGACAGGUUACCAACAGCAGCAACAUGUGUCAACUUACUGAAGUUGCCAGAUUACGCAGACAAAGAAUUACUAAGACAGAAACUGCUCUACGCGAUUAAUGCGGGUGCAGGGUUCGACCUCUCCUAA